AUUUUUUGACGUCUUUGUUACACACAAAUCCAUAAAACUAAUUGUGGAAUCGGCCGAACAGUAAAAAGAAAUGGCAAAGUUUAAGGGACAUUUGUUACUUGUGUUUUUAAUAGUGGUGUCCGUUCAGAUAAGUUACACUAAGGUUUUCGGUUUUCCUGGACAUUUUGGUAUACCAGUAAGAGGGACAGGACUAGGACCAGUACUACCUAAAACAGGAGCAUUACUAGGUUACACAGAUGGAACUCAGAAUAAAACCAGUUCCAUGCGGCAGAAUAGAGCCUCAAUUAAAGGGAGCAGAGUACCAGAAGCAUUACUAGGUUACACAGAUGCAACUCAGAAUAAAACCAGUUCCAGGCGGCAGAAAAGAGCACCAGUUAAAGGGAACAGAAUACCAGGAGCAUUACUAGGUAACCCAGAUGCAACUCAUAAUAAACCCAGUUCCAGGCGGCAGAAAAGAGCACCAGUUAAAGGGAACAGAAUACCAGGAGCAUUACUAGGUAACCCAGAUGCAACUCAUAAUAAACCCAGUUCCAGGCGGCAGAAAAGAGCCCCAGUUAAAGGGAACAGAAUACCAGGAGCAUUACUAGGCAACCCAGAUGCAACUCAUAAUAAACCCAGUUCCAGGCGGCAGAAAAGAGCACCAGUUAAAGGGAACAGAAUACCAGGAGCAUUACUAGGUAACCCAGAUGCAACUCAUAAUAAACCCAGUUCCAGGCGGCAGAAAAGAGCACCAGUUAAAGGGAACAGAAUACCAGGAGCAUUACUAGGUAACCCAGAUGCAACUCAUAAUAAACCCAGUUCCAGGCGGCAGAAAAGAGCCCCAGUUAAAGGGAACAGAAUACCAGGAGCAUUACUAGGUUACCCAGAUGCAACUCAUAAUAAACCCAGUUCCAGGCGGCAGAAAAGAGCACCAGUUAAAGGGAACAGAAUACCAGGAGCAUUACUAGGUAACCCAGAUGCAACUCAUAAUAAACCCAGUUCCAGGCGGCAGAAAAGAGCACCAGUUAAAGGGAACAGAAUACCAGGAGCAUUACUAGGUAACCCAGAUGCAACUCAUAAUAAACCCAGUUCCAAGCGGCAGAAAAGAGCUUCAAUUAAAGGGAACAGAAUACCAGGAGCAUUACUAGGUUACACAGAUGCAACUCAGAAUAAAACCAGUUCCAGGCGGCAGAAAAGAGCCUCAAAUCGAAAUAACAAGUCCCCUGCACCAGGAAAUGGAAAAAUACUCGAAUUCGCAACCAAUGGAAAUGAAGUGGCCCCUGAACCAGAUAAAAAUUGAAAUGAGAAUAUUGAUCUUUCAUUUCUUGAUGCGGUUAUGGUAUUCUGGCAAUAUUUAACUUUCCACACCUGAGGAAAUGCCCCUUAAAGCUUUAUAAAGUGUAAUAUUUUUAUUGAACUUUAUGGAUAAUUAUUUAACUCAUUUUAUACACAAUUUUUAGCAAUUUAACAACCCUAACUGUUAAAAACUAUAUUUUGGCCGGCAUUAAUGCCAACAAAAAUGUAUUAGUCAAGUCAAAUGUCAAUAAUUUUGUUUCUUAAUAUGUAUACACAAAUCCGACACAAAUCAAGCUUAUUUUUACAUCAAAGAUAUAGUUUUUAGAAAAUAUACUGGCAUAUUUUCUUCUCUAUGUUCAUAUUAAUUUAUUUAAGUGCUGAAAGUUAGUUGUCUAUUAAAUUAGAUAAAAAGAAUUGUUAAUACAAAUUCAAACUUUUUAAUUAUAAUUUUAUUUAUAUUUUUUUGGUGGCUAAUUAAAAAUAAAUACGAUUUUUAUUGAUGUA
Messenger RNA from Sitophilus oryzae (rice weevil), 1779 nucleotides. RefSeq lists its product as uncharacterized. Bases 71 to 1279 code for a protein of 402 amino acids. The transcript has 2 exons. Lineage: Eukaryota; Metazoa; Arthropoda; Insecta; Coleoptera; Curculionidae. The record is from RefSeq and is a predicted model, not a curated record.